AAAAGUGUGGGUUCUCGAACGCAGCUUGAAACCAUAACAACCUCCCAAACACUAACAAAGGGACGCACGAAGAGAGCUAAAAGCAUGUCAUGUAAAAGAACUCGGGUUAACUCGUCGAAGAAAAAGAAAGAUGUUUUCUCAAUCCCCAAGUCGCACUGUAAUUCUUCGAACAAGCUCACCGAAGAUGAAGCCGAUCGAGACAGUAGCAUGUAUCUUUCAGACACCGAGGAUGGUGCUUUUAUUAUGCAGCCAUUGACGAAGAAGUUCCGUAAGGCUAACGAUAAUGAUGAAGUACAUUGUCAAAGUAAAUUUAUGUUUAAUUGUUGCCUGUGUGAAUAUAGUGGAAGCAACAUGGUCGACCACUACGUAAGCAAACAUCCAGAUCAGGAGGUGUUCAUCAGUCGCGUUUCACCUGAUCAAGCCGACGUAAUACGAAAGCAACCAUCUGCCAUACACGGAAAAUGUAUCAUUUUGGAUAAAGUUCGGCGGUCCAUAUCAUGCCUGUGCUUGUUUUGUGAGAGUGUCUAUGUUUUAACACCUGAUGAAUGGAUCGAGCAUAUUGUUCGUCACACAGGAGAGUUUGUGUAUUGUAACGAUAGCAAAACCUCGAUAAAAGUAAACAGCGACAUUGAGUUUAGUUCUAAUCACAUGUAUGCUCACAUAUGUGAUAGGUGCAAUUUUGUGCAAGUUAGCUCUACUAAUAUGAAGAAACACUUCUCUAUGCAUCAUUCAUGCGAUCAUCCGGACGUUGAAGAAUACAUUCGAUUUAGUUUAGUGAAUUAUCAUGAUGAAUCUGAAGGCGAACAUGAUGAGCUACUUGACGCUAGUACCUGUACAAAAUCGGAAUUGGAUAUUAGCUGUGAUAUAGUCAACCUACCAUUAUCAAUCAGCGGGGACAUCCCAUUCGAAGCAAACAUUGCAUCGGAACAGCCAGCUUCGGAUUUGUGUUACUUCCAAGAGUCUAUUGUAAAAGAGGAGGUUCACUUUAAUGAUUCGAUAGUUGAGGACAAUCGAUUUGAAAACUGUCACGGAAUGCCGGUGCUUCAGGAUGUUGGAAACGGUGAUAAUUUCGAUAGGCAUUCGAUGGUAUCGGCCGAUAGUGAACGUACAAUAGAUAUGCCAAAUGUCAAACCUGAUAUUGCCACUAUUACAAACGAUAUUGAUGGACAACCAAAUGAAAAGGAACCAUUGAAUUACGAUUCUGAUGAUAGCAUGUGCACGAUUCCCAUGGACGAAACAGACUACAAAGAAAUAACAAAAAUUAAAGCCGAAGAUGCUUUGGAUGAGCAAACUCUGUUAAGUGCAGAACAAUGUACCGGUAAUGGUACAGGUAAUCAAAGCCCAGCGAUACAAAACACGGAAGAUCGAACCACCAGUGCGAGAAAUGAUACGUUAGUCGAAGCUCAUAGAGAUGAAUCACAAUCAACUACUAUAGAGGUUCAUAAGACCAUAGCUUGCACGGAGGCGUUUGCGAUUAGAAAAAUUGGUACAAGCCAAACCUAUGUAUGUCUUUAUUUGGGCUGUCGCAGAGUUGAACAAAACAUAGACUUAUUACGAGAGCACGUAGAGAGAGAACAUGCGCAUGAUAAAUGGAACGGCUAUUGCCAUACGUGUUGCAAACUCGUUAGAAGCACAUAUAACAAUCCACCUUUAUUCGUAGUUGACCAGCUCCAACAUUUUUUGGAAAAGCAUACAGAAUCGAAGAAGAUACAGAGCCAACCAAAAAUCAGAUUGCGGAAGUUGCCUGGUGAUUUGCUUUCUGGAGCUGUGGAGUAGAUGAUGGAGCGAGAAAACGUCUCUCUGUCCAAUGGAGAAAGUUCAAAAAUGUUGUAUCUGGACUGUACCAAGCUUUACAUCGCGCAAGAGGAUUUUAAUGGUUGCGUAUCUAGCCCAUCAUAAUUGCAAUAAGGGACCUGGUAGAAAUAAACAAUGUUGUUGCUGGACUCAGUACAUAAAGAUUGUGAUUUCGAAUGAAACCGUUGCUUUUACCGGAACCGCUCCAAGCGUUUUCGCCCAUCAACAGUCUUGUCAUGAUGCCAAAGAACAAUUGUUUAUAGUUCGGAAAAAGCUGCAUCGACGCUAAGGAGCAUUUUACUACCACGUAGGAGGUGCUAAAUAAAUAUUGUGUCAGUACACAAGUUGAAUAGAUAGUGAAUGCAGCAGUUGUACACAUAGCCCAUCAAGUAGUCGUAGCAAUCACUAAACGAAGAGAUAACUACGAACGAGAGAUGGAGCGCUCCAAAAACAUGUGUUAGGAAUUGUGCUCUAGAAGUCUUGGGUGUGCGUCGGCGAAGGAUCACUCG
Molecule: messenger RNA, 2303 nt
Organism: Anopheles cruzii
Lineage: Eukaryota; Metazoa; Arthropoda; Insecta; Diptera; Culicidae
Exons: 2
Coding region: 85-1776 (563 amino acids)
Source: RefSeq, a predicted model, not a curated record